Molecule: messenger RNA, 1346 nt
Organism: Exophiala mesophila
Lineage: Eukaryota; Fungi; Ascomycota; Eurotiomycetes; Chaetothyriales; Herpotrichiellaceae
Exons: 2
Coding region: 131-1081 (316 amino acids)
Source: RefSeq, a predicted model, not a curated record
AAUUGAUUUACACACCUCAAGCUCACCGACACCAAGUGCCCAAGCAGGCUGGGUCCUGUUUUACCCUGUCAUAUUCCAUCUUGCAGACCUUCCCCUUCUCAACCUUGUCAAACCCUCUCCCCUCCCAACGAUGGCAUCUCAGACAAGCUCCCUCUCAUUAUCGAUAUGCCGGACCUGCCUCCGACGAACGGCGGGUAUGCGACUGGGAUUCGCGCCAGCAGCAGGCAGACCAGCAUUCUCAACCUCGUCACGAGUGACUGCAGGCGCUUCCAGCAACAACAAAAACAACAACAGCCAAGGAAAACCUAUUGUCUUGGAACGACCAGACCAAUUCCGGCCGCCGUCGCAUCCAUCGCGACUCGGUCGACGACGACCCACACCUGGUCCAGCGGCAUAUAAUCAAGGUGCAACAAGAGAAGAGAAGGAGAAGCAAAAGACCAGAUCAUAUCCCCAUACGUUUCCAAAUCAAGGGACGUUCAUGCAUUGGUUUCUGACGAAUCGCGCGAUUCAUCUCUGGAUUACGAUGGGUACAUUGGUAAUCCUCGCAUCCAUAACGCUGACACAAACCUUCCUGAAAACCUCUCCCUAUGGACACUUGAUCCCACCGAUAUCCCAGUUCUUAUUUCAUCCCAUCAACUACAUUACCGAAUCUCUGUCGAUUAUUCGGCUCCAUAUUGACUACACGACGGAAAAGACCAACGCGUCACGUCAACAGAAGAUUCUCGAUGCACAGAAACGGCGUUUGUAUCGUCGGGCACAUGGAAUGGAGGAUUUGAAUGCCGAGGAAGAGGAGGGGAUUGAUGUGAGAGGAAUUGCGCCGUGGGAUGAUGGGUUGACGAAUAAAGAGAGGGCGAGGGGUGGGAGAGAAGAGAGGGUUACGGGGUUGGAUGUUUUGAACAAGGGUGGGAAGGUGGGUGAUGAUGUUGAGGCUUUUGCUGAGAAGAUGAAGCAGAAGCGUGAUUUGGAACAUCAGGCUCAAAGUGUGGAGAAGGUUGGAGAGGGUGAGGGUGACGGGCAAGGUGAAGUGCCGCCGGCGCCGCAGCAGCAGAGGAAGAGAAAGUUGUAUUUUGGGCUCUGGUGAUGGACGUUCUCAUAUUGAAGCUAUGGCCGUCACCGGAUUAAUGGGAAAGAAGCUUCCAUCUUGGGUUUGAUGGACCAUGAACGCCCACCCAAGAGCUGUUCAUCUCUUCUGGGUACCUAGGUAUCUACCUCUCGUCUCUCAUCGCCCUCGAGCUAGUCUCUUAGCCAAACUGUACAAUAUAUGGCCCUCUAUGACUUAUGUGCAUGCUCUUUCCAUGUACAUCCUAGAUGCUGGGCAUUAGGGGAAGGGACAUGAUCCCCUUCAG